Scaptodrosophila lebanonensis is the source of this 669-nucleotide messenger RNA. It is a transcript of the gene Ccp84Aa, whose product is annotated as larval cuticle protein A2B. Bases 19 to 669 code for a protein of 216 amino acids. The record is from RefSeq and is a predicted model, not a curated record. Gene Ontology annotation, cellular component: extracellular matrix. The transcript has 2 exons. NCBI's taxonomy places the organism in Eukaryota, Metazoa, Arthropoda, Insecta, Diptera, Drosophilidae.
UCAACCAAAACCCACAAUAUGGCUUUCAAGUUUGUUUUCGCACUCGCCUUCGUGGCCGUCGCCAGCGCCGGCUAUGCGCCUCUGGCGGUGCCGCAGGUCUACCAUGCCAGUGCUCCGGUGGCCACCUAUGGUGCCCCCGUGGCCGUGGCCCAGAAGGUGCUCGUGAAGUCGCACGAGGAGUACGAUCCCCAUCCCCAGUACCGUUUCUCGUACGGUGUCGAUGACAAGAUCACCGGCGACUCCAAGAGCCAGGUGGAGGAGCGCGACGGAGACAUCGUCCGUGGCGAGUACUCCCUGAUCGAUGCCGAUGGCUACAAGCGCACCGUUCAAUACACUGCCGAUCCCGUCAACGGAUUCAACGCUGUGGUCAACCGCGAACCACUCGUCAAGGCUGUUGCUGUGGCUCCAGUUGUCAAGACCGUUGCUGCUGCUCCUGUGGCUCACUACGCUGCCCCUUCAGUGGCUCACUAUGCUGCCCCUUCAGUGGCUCACUAUGCUGCCCCUUCAGUGGCUCACUAUGCUGCCCCUUCAGUGGCCCACUAUGCCGCCCCCGCUGUGGUCAAGUCUGUGGCUCCAGUGGCCCACUAUGCCGCGCCAGCUGUGACGUACGCCGCUCCCGCUGCUCACUACACAGCCUACUCCGCGCCCGCAGUCGCCUACCAUCAUUAA